Molecule: messenger RNA, 1883 nt
Organism: Syngnathus acus (greater pipefish)
Lineage: Eukaryota; Metazoa; Chordata; Actinopteri; Syngnathiformes; Syngnathidae
Gene: mrps17
Product: mitochondrial ribosomal protein S17
Exons: 7
Coding region: 1141-1545 (134 amino acids)
Biological process (GO): mitochondrial translation
Cellular component (GO): ribosome; mitochondrial small ribosomal subunit
Molecular function (GO): structural constituent of ribosome
Source: RefSeq, a predicted model, not a curated record
UCUGUGUGUGUGUGUGUGUGACAUAGAAAAUAACCCACGUGCUGCAAUAAGGUCAUGAGUUGAUAUUUUAUUUGAAAAGCGGCGUGUACAAAAGUGCUCCAUUUUGUUCGCACUGAAAAUGUUUCAACAAAACCAAAGUGACUUUGGGAUUCAUUCAGUGACAUCUCCAAAUGCAAAAUCAAAUCGCAACCUUCACCAGCAUUGCGGGAAGCAAAUUUUCCAAAACGAUAUUUGAAUGUAACACUUGGCUAAAUUGCUAAGAAGCUAAUUUUCUUCUGCUCUUUGUCACUAUAACUUAGGACUAAUACUCGCGCACUGGAAACACACACACACACACAUGCGCACACCAACACACACACGUACACAGACUCUCUCAUGAUGUCUAAAGGAGGUUCCUCGGAUGUUCGUGUGGCAUAUUAUGACCUCACAGUUAGGGUUUAUUUGUGAGGACCUCACAUUUGAUAAAUAAUUCAUCAUAAUCGGCUCACAUUUGGUGUGUGUUAUUCCUCAUCAGCAGUGUUAGAGGUGGGCUGGGUCUUUAGCACAUGAUGACCUCCUCCAAGGUGCGAGACCUUUCCUUGGCGGAGGUUCUCAGCAGCGUCCGAACUGAAAAAGGUUUCCUUGAGUGCAUCUCAACGCUUUUGGCUUAAAUGAAUAUUUUGGUUUGUCUCGAGGGAAUCCUGACGACGACGGCGAGGUGCUGACGUCAGCAGGUUGUUGCCGAAGCUCCGACGGAAGAGGAAAAAGCGACUUACCUCCUUGCAGCGAGGGUCUGCACAACGCCAGGACCACCACCAGCAGCAUCAGCACCGGUGGGCUGGCGUCUCUCAGGUGCUGAAAGUGUCAAUCAAGUCCACCCGGGUCCGGCGGCGACCCGGCGGCGGGGGUUCACGCAACAGGAAACGGAGCUCAGGUCUUCUUGACUUUUCACUUGUGAGGCUCACCGGAGUUGGAUGAAGCCAAGCUUGUGACAUCACCCGAGGCCUCUACGUAUGAAGACAAAGGAAGUACAUGACGUCAUCAAACUGGGACACGCAUUGCAUCGUGAACUAUGAAGAGCAGGGGCAUGUCCAGAUGUCUCGGGUGACCUUGUAGUUCCUAAAAUUGGUUCUCUCAAAACAAAGAAACAGACGAAGAAGUAUGUCGGUCAAGCAGGCGUCUGUGCACGCCAAGUGGAUCAUCGGCCGAGUCAUCGGAACCAAAAUGACCAAGACUGCAAAAGUACGCGUCACUCGGCUCGUGCUCGACCCUUACCUGCUCAAGUACUACAACAGGAGGAAGACUUACUUUGCGCACGACGCACAGCAGCAGUGCACAGUGGGCGACGUGGUGCUGCUCAAGGCUCUGGCCGAGCCGCGCUCCAAACACGUCAAGCACGAGCUGGCCGAGGUGGUCCACAAGGUGGGCCGUGCCGUGGACCCGCUGACGGGCAAGCGGGUGGCUGGCGUCCAAUUCCUGGAGCCGCUGGAUAACCUACACGUCGACUGCGAGACUUUGGCCCACAAAGUGCAAAGCUUGAACAUCUCAGCGGACACGUCGCAUUAAUGCUUGGAUGGUUUGACCAUUGUAUGAGGAUUUUGUGGAGCGCUCCGAACACAAUUCUGGAGUGUCAGAGGGAGCUGGCAUACUCAGAGACAAGCAACUCCAACACUGGGAGAACAUGCCACUGGAUUUGAAUACAUAACUGCACAACUAUGAGGCAGUGCUAAUUGGUCGGACCUCAAACGGGGUAUUUGGGAAGUAUUUUUUAUGGCUUUGUUCCAUGACAAAACUGCAUAGUCAAGUCCUAUGGAGAUCAUUCAAUAAUAGAUUACAAUAAAAAGCUCACGCACUGCAGAUUUGUUUUAUGCAACUAAUGAAUAAUAAUGCAUUCUCAGGUCAAA